AUGUGGGGAUAUUCCGGAGGAUUCCUUGCUCUUCUUGAAGAAGAUGAUAUUGACUAUCAGGUAUACGCCAUUGAUCAACUUCUUGAAGUUGUCGAUCUCGAAUGGGCCCAAAUCGCUGACAAACUCGAUGUUAUUUUGAAACUCGCCAACGAUGCUUCAUUCCACUAUCACGAGAAGGCCGCUCUUCUUGCCUCAAAGACAUACUAUAGACUUGGUGAAUUUGCUGCCGCUGCCAAGUACUUAGUUAAGGCUGGACCAUUAUUCGACCCAACAGCAACAGACAACUUCACAAAUACUGUCAAAUCACAGCUCAUUUCUCAGGUCAGAGUUAAUGCUGAACAGAAGAAGGAGACUGAUGAAUCUACACUUGAAAUCAUUUACAAGAUUUUCGACAACAUGUUCGACAACAAGGACUACGCAGCCUUAUUCUGCCUUGCCCUUGAAACACGCCAGAACAAGUAUCUUUCUCGCUGCAUUGAGACUCUUCCAGAUCUUUUGCCAUAUGCGAUCACAACAGUCCUUAAGAACGUCCACGACUCACAGUAUCGCGCAGAAGUUCUGCAGGUAUUGGUUACCUUCCUUUCUGACUCUGUUGAUGAACAAGUUGCCAAGUUACAUCAAUUCUUGAAUAAUCCAGAAGCAGUUGCAGCCGUUAUCAUCACAUUGCUUGCUAUGGACAACUCAGAAUUAGCUUACCAGAUCGCAUUCGACCUUGCCGAAGAUGCAAGCCAGAAAUUCCGUAAUGAUGUUAUCCGUGAACUUGGCGAAGACGAAUUAGUUCUUCCAGUCAAAGACAUUCUCACAAGACUUACACCAUUACACCUCGAAUUACAGUUCCACUACCAGUAUUCGAAUGAAGAUACUUCACUGAUCGACGGCUUCAUCGAAAGUCUCGACACAAAGGUCUCUACAUCACACAACGCCGUUGUUACUCUUUUCGCAUACAUGAAUGCUCACUCCUCUCACGAUCAGUACUUCAGAGACCACACUGACUGGUUCUCCACACUUAACAAGUGGCCAAAGUUCUACUCAGUUGCAUCAGCCGGCUGUGUCCACAUCGGUAACCUUGUUGCUGCUAACACUAUUUUCAAGAACUACACGGACGCUAAAAGAGACUCCGAAGUCACUGGCGGUGCUCUUUACGCCAUUGGUUUAAUCCACGCAAACUACGCGAACGACAGCGAGAUCAUCAAUCUUGUCAACGGCUAUCUUAACAACGGCAAGCAGAUGUACAUCAUCUACGGUGCAUCUCUUGCUCUUGGCUUAAUCAAGAUCGGCAGCCAGGACCAACAUGACCUCGACAACCUUACAAACAAGUUAUUCAUGCCGGAUGUCCAACCAGAGUGUGGUGAAGCAUUUGCAUACGCUAUUGGCAUGAUCAACCUCGGCUCCGGUCCAUGCGACUUGUUAUCUAAGUUACUUGAAUUUGCUAAGGACUGCCCACACGAGAGGAUUGUCCGCGGCAUCUCCAUGGCACUUGGUCUUAUGUGCUACGGCAAAGAGCGUCAAGCAAACAUUGUUUACGAUGCAUUGAUCAACAGCCGUAACUCCGUUUUACGCGAAGGGGCUGCAUGGGUUCUUGCAUUUGCAUAUGUUGGCACAGGCGACAACGAGACUGCACAGAAACUUCUUCACAUUGCAGUUAGUGACACAAGUGGUGAUGUCCGCCGUGUUGCAUGCAUUGCUAUCGGUCUUCUCUUGUCUCGUCAGCCUGAGCGUGUUCCGGAGACACUUGGUCUUUUGGCCAUGUCAUACCACGCAUACUGCUGCUCCGGUGCUGCUCUUGCCAUUGGUCUUUCAUGCGCAGGCACAGGAAACAAAGAGUGCAUUGAGUUACUUAAACCAUUGCUUAAAGACAUGGAUCCACUUGUUCGCCAGAGUGCUACAAUUGGCAUGGCAAUGAUCCUUCAGCAGCAGAGUGAUGCCCAAGAGCCAUACUGCGCCGAAUUCCGUAAAUUCCUUCGCUCUAAGAUGAGGAAAGAGUCCGGUGAAAUGACAACAUUCUCCAUCGGUGCAGCAUACGGUAUCUUGAAUGCAACUGGCAGGAAAUCCAUCAUCUCAUGCAACUCUCUUCGCGGUGUCAACUCAAUGCUUUCCACAGUUGGUGCUGCAUUGUUCACCAACUACUACUACUUCAUUCCUUUGUCACUCAUGCUUUCACUUGCAUUCCACACGACAGCGAUGAUUCCAUUGGACAGAAACUUGAACAUCGUUGAGUGGCAGGUCAGAUGCAAGUCCAAACCAUCACUAUUUGCCGAUCCACCAACAUACGCGAAGGAGAAAGAUGUUGUCAAACUUGCCGACAAAGUUGAACUUUCUGUUGCUCGCGAACUUUCCAAGGACGAGAAGAAGGCUGCAGAAGAGAAAGAGAAAGAACAGCAGGAGAAGGAAGAUCUUCUUAAGAAUGAACCACAAGAAGAAAUCAUCACCAACCCAGCACGUGUUACAUUGGAGCAGAUCAAAUUCAUCGAUCCAACAUAUUCUAAAGAUUGGAGUCCAAUCAUAACUCCUUCACUUGGUUUCAUCAUGCUUAAGAAAGAAGGUGAACAAGAAAUGGAUCAAUAA
This is a messenger RNA of Trichomonas vaginalis G3, 2565 nucleotides long. RefSeq names its product 26S proteasome non-ATPase regulatory subunit family. The record is from RefSeq and is a predicted model, not a curated record. Gene Ontology annotation, molecular function: enzyme regulator activity. NCBI's taxonomy places the organism in Eukaryota, Parabasalia, Trichomonadida, Trichomonadidae. Bases 1 to 2565 code for a protein of 854 amino acids. Gene Ontology annotation, biological process: regulation of protein catabolic process; proteasome-mediated ubiquitin-dependent protein catabolic process. Gene Ontology annotation, cellular component: proteasome regulatory particle, base subcomplex; proteasome complex; nucleus. The transcript has a single exon.